ACCGGUCGAGGAACCAAAGCCUCCCUCCAAUGGCGUCGCCUUCUCCGAAGCAGUUACCAAACCAAAAUCUGAAAUCUGCAGCAACAGCAGCAGAGCAGUUUUCACGCAGUUGCAGUUCAACCAUAUGCCACCUUCCUUCCAUCGCAAACUAUACUUCAUGAAAACUCUCAGAAAGACCUGUCCCGUCUUCCCCACGCCCCAUCGUCUCCCCACCAACAGUCUCUCUUCUCCAUCCCUAAUUCCCCACCCCAACGCCGAAAUCACAUGCCUCCACACUCACAAUUCUUCGCCAAAUCGUCCAUCGUUUGCCUAUUUAUCGUCGAAGAAUGGAUUCCGCUCCGCCGAAUUACCCAAAUUCAUUUCCCCAAUGGCGCAGAAAUUCAGCCAGAGAAGACGAUUCUCAUCCCCCACGUCAUCGGGUCCUUUCGUUUCAGAUCCAAUCGCUGUUGUCUCCACCGUCAAUUCCCCGAGCUCCGCCCCCAUCGACGCUGGCUCUUCGAUGCGAAAGCCGAUCAGUCUCUGGCCGGGAAUGUACCAUUCGCCGGUGACCAACGCGCUGUGGGAAGCCAGAUCGAGCAUUUUUGAGAAGCCUCCGAGUGCUCCUGAGAGCGCUCCUGUACAGAACGAAUUGAUCGUGAAAACUCCGUCGAGGAGCAGGACAAGCGUGCUGUAUAAGUUCUCUAGUGAUUACAGUCUGAGAGAGCAGUACAGAAAUCCAUGGAAUGAGAUCAGGCUCGGGAAGCUGCUGGAGGAUCUCGAUGCUUUGGCAGGAACUAUAUCCUUUAAGCAUUGUUGCAAUGAAGAUAGCUCGACAAGGCCAUUGAUAUUGGUUACAGCUUCAGUGGACAAGAUGGUCCUAAGAAAACCAAUUCAGGUCGAUGCUGACCUCACGAUCGAAGGAGCUGUCACUUGGGUCGGCCGGUCGUCCAUGGAGAUUCUACUCGAAGUGACUCAGUCAUCUGAAGAACUCGACUCCUCAGAUGCAGUCGCUCUGACAGCAAACUUCACGUUCGUUGCUCGCGAUUCCAAGACCGGAAAAUCUGCUGUAAUAAACCAGAUCUCUCCCGAAACAGAGAAGGAAAAGUUCCUCUGGGAACAAGCCGAGGAACGAAACAACCUGAGGAGGAAGAAGAGAGGAGAGCAAAAGAAAGAAGUCAGCGAUGAGGAAAUGAAGAGGCUCGAUGAAUUGCUGUCCGAGAGCCGAGUGUUCUGCGACAUGCCGGCAUUAGCAGAUCGGGACAGCAUUCUCAUAAAGGAUACUUGCCUUCAGAACUCUUUAAUUUGUCAGCCGCAGCAAAGGAACAUCCAUGGAAGAAUCUUUGGAGGAUUCUUGAUGCGACGAGCCUUUGAGUUAGCCUACUCGACUGCUUACGCCUUUGCCGGGAGUCAGCCUGUUUUCGUUGAAGUUGAUCACGUCGAUUUCCUUAAACCCGUCGAUGUCGGGAACUUCCUACGCUUCAAUUCUUGCGUGUUGUAUACAGAACUCGAGAAUCCGGAGAGUCCUAUGAUCAACGUGGAAGUUGUCGCUCAUGUUAUGAAGCCGGAGCUUCGAUCCAGUCAGGUAUCGAACAAAUUCUACUUCACGUUCACCGUGCACCCCGAUGCUCGGAAAAAUGGGCAUAGGAUACGGAAUGUUGUUCCUGCGACUGAAGAGGAAGCCCUGCGCGUCAUCGAGCGCAUGGAAGCCGAGAAAUCAUGGAAUAACUGAAUUGACUUCGAGAUUUCUUCCGCCUUCGGAGGUUCCACGAGGUAACAUUUAACAUAAGCGAGUUUCCGCAUCAUUUGCGCCGUCGUCGUUGCAGCUAAUAAUCAUAUAUGUAGAACUAGCCACUGGUGUUGCCUAUUUUUCGACAGAAUGCAGCACGAUUCAAGUUAGACAAAAGCUUCGACACUCCAUUCGACUAUUUAACAGCUCUAAACAGAAAACAGAAAUGACACUCGCGAAUCAAUACCAAUAAAACAAUAAUCAUAUCUAACUUGGUCGAUUAGGACAUAUAUAUUACAUUAUUACAUACAAGAUUUAACCCAAAUGUACGAAUAUCUACUAAAGUAAAGUCACAUAUGGAGGGAUAUGUUUUUGAUGUUUUUUUUUACACAAA
This is a messenger RNA of Andrographis paniculata, 2099 nucleotides long. RefSeq names its product acyl-coenzyme A thioesterase 2, chloroplastic-like. Gene Ontology annotation, biological process: acyl-CoA metabolic process. Lineage: Eukaryota; Viridiplantae; Streptophyta; Magnoliopsida; Lamiales; Acanthaceae. The record is from RefSeq and is a predicted model, not a curated record. Gene Ontology annotation, molecular function: fatty acyl-CoA hydrolase activity. Bases 125 to 1708 code for a protein of 527 amino acids. The transcript is spliced from 5 exons.